GGUGACUGGAACUUUUCUCCAGAAGGCUGAGUGGGUUUGAGGAGAAGAAGCAGGAGGGGGCGAUGAGCCGGCAACCCAUUCUGGUGGAGAAAACCCCAACAGACAGGAAGCGGGGGCUGGGGGAUGGGCGGCCCCUUCCCCACCCCCGCCCUGGGGAGGAGAAGGCACACCUGCUUCUCAAAGCUCCGCGUCGGUGGCCCCCCUCCUUCUCCUCCUCCUCCUCCUCCUCCUCCCCUAGUGCCCCACCGGCCGGGCCCCCCGAUUCCGCUCCUGGCCCAGCGAUGGUCUCGGUGAGAAUCCUGCUGCUCUUCUCCCUGACCCUGGUCCUGCACUGUAGAGCCGGACGGACCUCCAGCUGCUCCGACCCGGAGAAGGUCCAGGGGACGGUGGGAUCCCGGGUGAGUCUGCCCCUGGUCCUCGAGGGGGCCAACGAGACCACGCCGGUGACCAUCAAGCUGCAGAGCUCGGAGCAGCCGAACAAGAAGAAGGUGUUUUCGGGGCAGAGGAAGAACCUGGUCGGAAAACUGGAGGCCCGCUACACCUUCUUCCCCCAGAACUCAUCGCUGGAGAUCACCGAGGCCUCCUGGGGCGACGCUGGCGUCUACGAGGUCUCCGUGGAGGCCGGAGGCUGGUUCAAGGAGUUCUGUCUCAAGCUGGAGCUGUUCGAGCGGGUCUCGGUGCCGUCCAUCGGAGUCAACUUGACGCUGGGGAACGGCAGCUGCGACCUAACCCUGGCCUGCAGGACGGAAAGCAAGGAGCCCGUGGGCUUCAACUGGACCUGGACGGUGGGUGGGGGGGCCUGGACCCCCCGGCUCCAAGGAAACAUCCUGCACCUCACCCUCACCCCGGUGGCUCCCAAUUUCUCCUGCACCUGCAUCGCCUACAACCCCGUCAGCUCCGCCGAAACCCACUUCUUCAGCUCCUGGGACCGCUGUAGGGUCAGAGAUGGUUCGCUCCAGCCUUCGCGGUGGCCAAUAUAUUUGGUACUGCCCCUCGUAUGCCUGGCGGCCGUAGCCAUGAUCUUGGCGAUCGCCCUCGUGUCCAGAAAAAAGAGCAAGUCAGCCCACUUCCAGCCUCCGGUCCUCACCAUCUACGCCCAGGUGCAGAGGGCUCCUUCCAAGAAGAAGCCAGAGUCCCCCAUGGAAAAGGACCCGUGUUCUACCAUCUACGUGGCCGCCACCGACGUGCAGCCCUCCGGGCCCCCGCCCCCGCCCCACACCCAGAGCUGCAGCCCCAUGACGGUUUACGCCAGCGUGACGCACCCGGCCAGCUGACCCCCGCUCCGACCCGGGGAAUCCGCAGGAGGGCCUACGUGACCUCGUGAACUUUGACCCCAACCCCCAGGGUCCCGCCACCACCGCCCUGCCCCUCUGGGGGCUCUCCCCGUUCCCAGCAAGCGACCCUACCCACCCCUCGUAGUCCUCCGGAGGCGAGCACGCCCCUCCACGACCACCCGUGGGGCGCCCGGGCGCUGUGCCCGUUUUACAGACGGGGAAGACCGAGGCCCGGGGCCCGCUGAGGACCUCGCCCAUCCUGCCCGGAGACACUUGGGACCCCGGCGGGGCGGAGGGGGUCGGAGCCUCCCCUCCGGCUCCCCCACCCCCCACCCCAGUGUAUCCCAGAGACACCGGCGCCGUGGGGCGACGAGCCGCCAAGAAGGGAAUGGGAAUUGGAACCCAGGAUCCACGCCCCAACGCUCCCUCUCUCGGCCUCGGUGUUCCCGCUCGUGAAAUGGGAGGAGUAACUGCCCCGGCAGCAACCCAUCAAGGGAUGGGUCAUGGGGCGGGACCUCUGGAGGUUGGGGGG
Ornithorhynchus anatinus (platypus) is the source of this 1806-nucleotide messenger RNA. Its product is annotated as signaling lymphocytic activation molecule-like. The record is from RefSeq and is a predicted model, not a curated record. The transcript is spliced from 7 exons. Gene Ontology annotation, molecular function: signaling receptor activity. The coding region runs from base 63 to 1274 and encodes 403 amino acids. Lineage: Eukaryota; Metazoa; Chordata; Mammalia; Monotremata; Ornithorhynchidae. Gene Ontology annotation, cellular component: cell surface; membrane. Gene Ontology annotation, biological process: lymphocyte activation.